AUGACGGAGUGUCUACAAGGUUGUUUAUCUGAUUGUCUUUGCCUCUCAUUUCAAAUAUGUCAUAGUGAAUGUCAACUGUGUUCUUCCAACAAGGAUUUAACGCCAAACGACUGGAUAGAAAACCCAGAUUGUGUCGCCUUCGAGUUCUGGAAAAAUGAAACAGAAAAUGAGGUUAGAAUAACAUACUUCAUGAUAACAUGAUUGGAAAAUUUUAAUUCUGACAAGCCGCCAUAUACGUAGUAAAAAUAAAUACAUGUGGCACUCAUUACGAGACCAAUAAGGUCUCGAACGGUAAAAUGGGAACUGGGAUUUGCCUGGCCUGCGAACAGGCUCUCAAGUACUAUUUAAAGCACGCGUAGGAGUGUUUUAUCACAUAUAAAACACGACGCGUAGCGCCGUAGCGGAGUGUUUUAUAUGUGAUAAAACACGACUACAAGUGCUUUAAAUGGCUUCAAAAACGACUCAUCUUAUACAAGUUCAUCGGCGAAGUAAUUUUUAAAAUAAACUUUGUCUAAACCGAGAAAAUCAAAGCUAAAGUUUAUGUAAAUUAACAUGAUUUUUUAUCACAUAUAAAACCACGACACGCUUAUGAUUUUUUUGUGUUUUCCUCCUGAUUUAUUAAUGAGUUUUUGAAGGUGAAUUGAGAGCCUGCAUCGAUGACUAAUGAAUUUGAAUAUCUGCGUCUCAAAUCGUGACGCAAAAUUCUCAUUGGUCAGAUGCUAUAAUUUAUAUGUUUCCGCUGAGCUCUAUAUAUGUUAACUGCUGAAGCACUAUGCAUAAAAAAAACACAUUAACUGAUCAAAUUGGUCUUGGCCAUCUAAUCUCAAAGCACGAAAUGUUCUGUUUUGAGAAAACCAUAUUUAAAACAUUUAAACUUUUGCUUGAAUAUCUUAUAUUUCGAAAAACAGUAUAAACUGUACGGUCUAAAUUUAGUUUGCACGGUCUAAAUUUAGUUUGCACGAAAGUUGUAAACAACACCAUAUAAGGAUAGACAGUCCAUAUUUGGAAAAACAAACGUUACGGGGCAGAUAUUCAAAAUUGUAUAUCAUCAGUGCAGGCUCUCAAUUCACCUUGAGAGCCUGUUCGCAGGCUAGGAUUUGCCUAGUUCGGGAGUAACCCGUAUACCAUUAUCAAGACAGCUGUAUGUAGUUGGACAUUUCAGAGUUUAAAUAAUUUCAAAUAAAGGAGCAACUUAUUUUGAUUGUGAGGUUGUCUAAAGUGUCCAGGAAGACCACUGUGGCACGUCCAAUGGGGCGGGUGCAGGCGAAGUGUUGGGGGCGAAAGGGUGUGGCCGCCACGCCAAUAUUUUCAGAGUGUAGAUCGUAAAAAUUCGGUGCACAAUUGGAGUGGAAAAUUGUCAUCAGGCAGCGUAGCUUAUAUCUGGCGAGCAUCUAUAAAGUUCUAUGCAUGUGACUGCUACUGAAUUAAAUUGUCAAUUGUUCUAAAAUCAAUAUUUUGCACUAUUAACUUAAAAGAUGAUUUAUUAUUUUAUAUUUCCCUUCACAAUGCAAGAUUCAGAGACCCAAAACUCAAUUUUGGAAUUCAGUGCAUGACUAAUAAAUAAUUAAGCUCUCUUCCUGACUGCAUUGAUGUAUUUCAUUUUAAGCCUUUUUACCCGGCGUGAAGUUAUUUCUAAAGAGAGAUAUCGAAGGCAGCCGAAUAUUUACUAACUGAAUAUCUAACACUUUUCUGGUUCUCUUUGCUUGUAAAUGAAUAUAAACUCUAUGUUUCAAUUCAAAAAAGAUCGAAAGAUGCAAAAUUUGGGCAAUGUUUAUAUCUGGGCGACCCUCUUUGUUAUGAGCAGAAUUGAUGCGCAGAACGGAGAGGACAUCAUCUUUAGGUCUAAGCUCAAAGUUGAAACUGGGAUUUAAUAAAAAAAUGGAUGGGAAAUGGGAUUUCGACAAAUGUGGGCUACCAAAUGGGACCUAGACACUUCAGUCCCUAAUUACUGCAUAUAUACUUCAAUUUGAUUUGCACGAAUAUAUAGGCUACUUAAUUUGGGCAUAAAAUUACUUGUUGAAAUUCAUCAGUCAAACAACCAAGCAACCAAUUUUUCACAAAGCAUUGGAUUGCAGAAAUAAACAUUCAAGGUCCACAAAGGAUUUUAGUAAAAUCGACGGGCCGCCAUUUUAUUUCAUUACUAAGCAGUUAUUGAAUAAGGUUUUUGUGAUAUCCAGAAUUAUCAAGCACGAUGUAUAAGUGUUACAGUCGAGCCGAACUGUACCUUGCAUUUCAUUAACUCUCUCGACAAACAAUGAUUUGUCGUACAAAAUAACGUUUGAUUCAGUCAUAAAGCAGUGAAUGGGAUUUAAAAUACCACAAUAACAGCAUCAAAUAAUUAGAAAAUUCAUUCACCUACUAAAAUGCUGAUUAAAAAAUCAAAAAGGUCCACUUUCUGCACAAAGUCAAAGAGAAAACAUUCACGAAAGUACAGCUUGCGUUCAUGUUGCUUUUCAUUGUUUUUAUUCGUGUAUUUAAAACUGCCACUUGCAAAAAAAUUACACAGCGCUGGCUAAACCUACUCAGUUAUCUGCUAGCAGGUAACCAGCAGAUAACUGGGUUAUGUGAAGAAUUCGUAAUUUCCAUAUUUAGCUAUAAGCUAUUAGCCAAUCAGAAGACAUGCAGUGACAAGACACGUAGUGACAACAAUGUACCUGUGUCACAGGCAUUCAGUUAAUUAUUUGGUGAAUUUCGCUGCAAUUUGGCAAGUUGAUUAGUUCUAAUUUACAAACAUUAUGAAAUUUGCUAACGGGUGCGUAUUCGAACGUAUGUCACUGAUUGGUCGCCGGGUUGCUACCAGUAGCUGUUUAACCAAUCCGAGGAUUUGCUUCCAAAAUCUUUUUGUGAAGUCACAACCACAAUUCGAAUGACAACCAACUUGCUAAUUUUGGGGCGAAAUCCGAAAUCAACAAAGAAUCUUCCGAAAAUUCUGGGGCAAAUUUCGUGCAAUCAAUUGUUAAAAAAUUAACAAAAAUUAUAUAAAAUUUUCUGUUUAUUUCAGCUUGAUAAGCAGUGCGAUCAAGGUUGUAUGACGUCAUUAAACUGUUGUGUGACGUCAUUCCCAUGUUUACAUGGCGGGAAAUGCAUUGUUGCUAAGCAAUACUCUGAGCAACGUUUCGUGUGCAAGUGUUCAAAUGGUUACCAUGGACACCGUUGUGAGAAGAUGUGUAGUCCUGGAUUCAAAGGAAUAAACUGUGACGAGAAAAUCAUAUCGUGUCGUGGUUAUAACAAUGGAAGUGCUGUAUCAGGAUACUAUACUAUAUUUGGUGGCAAGAACAACCACACCUAUACAGUAUUUUGUGAUUUUAGUUCAAAUACGACAUGGACACUUGUACAGUCCUAUAGCUUUGAAAACAAAGAUAAAUUUCAGUCACCGUUUUCCGUAAACAAUGCUAGCAAUCGGAAAAAUGUUCCAUUUUGGAAAAAUCGUCGUCUUUCUAAAUCGAAAAUUAAUUCUAUAAUUUCAGACAGCACAAAAUGGCGGUUUACUUGUAACUAUGAUAGUAACGGUACGGUUUACAUAGAUUAUGUGAGAGGUUUAACCACAGAACUUGAUAUAAUACAUUUCAAUGAUGCAGGAUGUGUCAAAGUGCAGUAUAUCAACGUACGGGGUUGGAGCUGUACUAAUUGUACGGUUUACAUGAUGCAGUUUCAUGACAUUCCCUUACAUGUCAGAAUCGAUUUUUGCGAGCUUAAUGCGAACGACUGGAAAGAGUGUGAUGAUCAUGGUUCUGGCCGUGAUCCUUGGUUUGAUUUUGAGAGCAGUUUUGGAUAUUAUGGUUGUUACAACACAGAGCAUCGAUGUUCAUCUUCAUUGUCUGCCACAACACAAUUCUGGCUGGGUGGGUAA
Paramuricea clavata is the source of this 3850-nucleotide messenger RNA. The record is from the annotation of a GenBank genome assembly. NCBI's taxonomy places the organism in Eukaryota, Metazoa, Cnidaria, Anthozoa, Malacalcyonacea, Plexauridae.